GAGAAAGUAACUCCAGGAGAGACCGGAGCGACCCGCGCAGCGAGCACAGGCGGAGAGGCUGCACCAGGCUCCCGAGACCGGCGGCUGCGGGGGGCGGGGGCUGUGCCCGAGCCGGAUUCCCUGCUUCUGCUCAGAGCAGUGGUCUCGGGGAGAGGGUCGUUGUCCAGCACGGAUGCGUCGGGCGCAGGGAGCACUGGAGGUUCUGGUCAAGGCGUAAAGCCUGGGGCUUCCAAAGGUGGCCGUGAGGCAGAGGAAAGGGGCUGAGUGACUGGGGAGGAGCAGGAGAUACUCUGGGCAGCGAUGGAAGCCUAGAUGCCUCACCGCAAGGAGCGGCCGAGCGGGUCCUCGCUUCACGCCCAAGGCAGCACCGGCACUGAGGAGGGAGGAAGCAUGUCCCGGUUGUCUCUCACCCGGUCACCUGUGUCUCCCCUGGCUGCCCAGGGGAUUCCACUGCCAGCCCAGCUCACCAAGUCCAAUGCGCCCGUGCACAUCGAUGUGGGCGGCCACAUGUACACCAGCAGCUUGGCCACGCUCACCAAGUACCCCGACUCCAGAAUAAGCCGCCUCUUCAAUGGCACUGAGCCCAUCGUCCUAGACAGUCUGAAGCAGCACUAUUUCAUUGACCGGGAUGGAGAGAUUUUCCGCUAUGUCUUGAGCUUCCUGCGGACAUCCAAACUGCUGCUCCCGGAUGACUUCAAGGACUUCAGCCUGUUGUACGAGGAGGCCCGCUACUACCAGCUGCAGCCCAUGGUUCGCGAACUGGAGCGUUGGCAGCAGGAGCAGGAGCAGCGGCGUCGCAGCAGGGCCUGUGACUGCCUGGUGGUGCGGGUCACACCGGACCUGGGUGAGCGCAUUGCGCUCAGCGGCGAGAAGGCCCUCAUCGAGGAGGUCUUCCCGGAGACCGGGGAUGUCAUGUGCAACUCUGUCAAUGCUGGCUGGAACCAGGAUCCUACACAUGUCAUCCGCUUCCCCCUCAACGGCUACUGCCGGCUCAACUCGGUGCAGGUCCUGGAGAGGCUGUUCCAGAGGGGCUUCAGUGUGGCUGCAUCCUGCGGUGGCGGCGUGGACUCCUCCCAGUUCAGCGAGUAUGUGCUUUGCCGGGAGGAGCGACGGCUGCAGCCCACCCCCACUGCUGUCCGGAUAAAGCAGGAGCCCCUGGACUAGGCCCAGCCUCAGUACCCACCUGAGGCCCCGUGACCCUGGGGGUGGCCCAGGGACCUGGAAACAGUACUGGGGAGUUCUGCCUGCACCUGCUUCAUCUUCAUGAGACCGAGGGUGGGGCUGCAGGGUCCGAGGCUGCCCUGGGAGCCCCAGGGCCCCAGGUGUCAUGCCACAGAAUGUGGGGUGCUGUGGGCAUGCUUACCGAAGGACUGUUGAUGUGACCCAAAGAUGCGUCAGUGGGAGCUCCGCCACCAGUGCCCCGGGACCCCUGGGCUCCCCAGCCUGGCGCAGCGUCGUCCAAGGCCCUGGGGCUGGCCACGGUGGGGUCAGCACAGGCCCCCAGCCCACUGCAGAAGAGCUCUUCAUCCUUCACGCGUGGCGAGCGCAUCAGAGAUGGCUUAUUUUUCUACAGUAUUUAAAACAGAGUAACUGCACAAGCCAGAGAGGCCAACAAGGACCAACACUUCUUUAUCUGGUGCUCCGUUCUCAGUCAGAUAUGCAGCGUGCCCACCCACACGGGGGACGAGCUGCCAGGCCCUCCGGCCCACAUGCCCAUGGAGUGUGGCUUGGAGAGCUCUGGUCCCUGCUCUGGGGACAUGAAGGGAGGGAGGACAAUGCUGUAGGUACUGAAGCAAGGCCCCCAGGGAGCUGAGCUGCUGGCAGGAGGGUGGUUUGAGUGUGGGGGGCAGAUGGCUGUGGAACCACCGACACCCUCACCUUUGCUGCUGCCUGGGAUGCAGGCCACACGUGGUGGGUCACCUGACCUACCAGUGCUCAGGGGCUUCCGGUCUGGUUUGUGUGUCCUCACACCUGGGCUUCUGGAGGAGUCUCUCCCCAUCCGGACCAGCCACAGGGCCGCAUGGCAUCCUUACCUCAGGAACGGGUCCCACGGUGAAGGGGCCCACCUGUCAGCAGUGUCCCCUGGGUCGCCACCUCAGGAAGCUGUCCCCAGCUCUGACUUUUCCACACUAAUAUGCACACUGAAUUUUAAUGAAAUUUGUAAUACUAGCCUGCUGGUAAGACCUGGGCACAGGCAUACCUGGGACUUGCCCCGAUUCCAACAAGGACUGGCCCUGAGGGGUCCUCAAAGACCUGCUGCCUCUUAGAUGACAGGCCCAAAGAUGGACACCCCCACUUCGCCAGCCUGGACUGAGCUGGCUCUUCCCAGGUGGAGGAACUGCAGACGCCUGCUCGGUGGUUGGGGCGCACAGCCGGCACUGCACUGCGUACGAUGCCUGUAGACUUGUAUAGGACUCCUUUAAUAUCGUAAAGAUGCUGAUGUACAGUUGUUGUGUUUGUGUACACACAUUACGUUCCUAGUUCAUGCCAUAAACUGCUAUAAAGCAAAAGACUGAGGCUGUGUCCUGUGCAGAAGCGGCAUUGGAUUUUGAGUUGGAUGUUGUGCCCCGGGCGUUAUGGGUGGGAGUCCUGCUUCUGUCCCUUCAGAUCAAGGAUGGACUAGCAGUGCUCACUGGGGGAGGGGCAAAGUCCCAAGCUGGCCGUUACUUACUGCAGUUGGGGCUUUCCUCACUGCUGUGACCUGUCCCCUGUGGGCAGGACAGAUUCUGAAAUCUCACAGCUCCUGACAUGCCAGUGGAGAGGCAGACAGGUGUCUGGGUGCUUUUGAACCCAGUCUUAGGUGUUUGAGAUUUUCCCUCUCUCUGGCUUUUGGUUGAGGUCAACACCCUUUUAGAGUCCCGCAGAGCUGUAGAAGGUGACGGUCCCCAGGUCAGAGCAUCCAGGGCACGUGCAGGCCCUGGCAUGAGAAGGGUCGAUUACCUGAGCACCAUGCAAGCCCACAGUGCGUUUGUUUCCAAGAGGAGUCUGAAGUUAUUGAUAGGGGCCUCCAACUUCAAUGAGCCCUUUUGUAUUUUUCCUCAAAGCCCUUACAUUUUAACCCAUGAGGACCCUUGUACAUGCCGGGUAUAGGCCACUGGCUUUGAUUUGCCUGGAGCGUGAGAGCACAGCCACUUCCUGUCUGGGGUUGCGAAGCAGACGCCAACCCUCUGUACAAUCUAAUUUGCUGGACAAACUUGCCAGCCUUCUCCUUUGCUUAGCAACACACUUCCAGUUGGCACAUCUGCAUUUUGGCAUCUGAGGUUCACAUCUGAGAGGAGGAGAAAGUGUUUAUUAGAAAGGAAGUCUUGUGAAAACAGCUCCUUGCAGCGUGACGUCUGUGGAUUUCUCUGGUGUGAUAGAGAGAAACCAUUUCUCAUGGUUACCAACUGGUGGGGAUGCCCUAACAUUUGAAGCAAACUAGAUUUCUGAGUAAACCAUAGUGCUUUAAAAAAAAGUACCUUACUGAACGUUACUCUUAAUUUAUUUCUUUACUAAGUAAAAUCAGGAAGUACAACUUCACAUAAGCUGGGGAAUUUCUGAAUUUGUAGAGAAAUACUUUGCUCCCAUAGUGACGCUAAAAUUCUAAUAUGCAUAAUAUCCUAAACAAUAAGUACCAAGGGUUAAUUCCUUUAAGACAUUUACACUUUAUAUACAACACUUCCUGGAAUUAAUAUAUUGUACGUAAUCUUUAGAUAAAAUGCCAGCAGUAUAAAUGUUAAAUUCUGCUCUUUGUAAGCCUCAAAAUAAUUAUUUUUUACUAUAAGCAACUGGACAGAGGGCUGUUGCAAUGCCUCCGAUUCCCACUGACCCUCCAUCAGUGCAGGAGGGACCUGGGCAGGCCAGCGGCAGGUGGCUUCUGCAACUCCAGCUUACAUGGGGCUCGAAGCCAGGUCGCAGAACUAAUAAUAUCUUUUAAAAAGUGUUUUUAAAAACCUACCACUUGACUG
This is a messenger RNA of Artibeus jamaicensis (Jamaican fruit-eating bat), 3947 nucleotides long. RefSeq names its product potassium channel tetramerization domain containing 15 (gene KCTD15). Bases 313 to 1164 code for a protein of 283 amino acids. The transcript is spliced from 8 exons. The record is from RefSeq and is a predicted model, not a curated record. Gene Ontology annotation, molecular function: protein binding. Lineage: Eukaryota; Metazoa; Chordata; Mammalia; Chiroptera; Phyllostomidae. Gene Ontology annotation, biological process: protein homooligomerization.